GAAGAUGACUGCAAAUAUCAAUAUAUCUUUACUACCCAAUGUCUGUUCUGCAACCUUCUGCAUGGUAAAAGGAAGUAGGAACCAGACAGAAGCCGGAAUUGGAUUCCAAGAAGUAGCUGUUGGAUUGAUACUCACAAUCAUUGAUUUGCUGACUCUUCUGGGCAACACGGUGGUAUUUAUCUGCCCACUGAUGGAAAAGAGGCUCCGGACUGUCACCUACAUGUUCAUCAUGUCCUUGGCUAUGGCUGAUUUCCUUGUGGCUUGUCUAGUGAUGCCAUUCAGUAUCGUUUAUGAAGUGACAGGCAAAUGGCUGUUUGGGAGAGAGUUCUGCAAAGUCUGGAUCUCAUUUGAUGUCAUGUUCUGCACAGCCUCCAUUGUCACAUUGUGUUUCAUCAGCCUUGACAGAUACUGCUCUGUUGUCACCCCCUAUCACUAUUCAAAGAGAAUGUCACGGCAAAGAUGCGUCGUAAUGACUUGUAUCGUUUGGGUAUAUUCCUCCCUGAUCUCCUUUUUACCUGUCAUGAAAGGCUGGAAUGAGAUACCUGGCAUAGACUUUGAUGCUAGCAAAGAAUGCAUCUUUGUCACCAACUGGAUUUUUGCCAUUAUAGCCUCAGCCCUUGCUUUUUUCGUCCCCUUCACAGUCAUGUGCAGCAUGUACUUCUUCAUCUAUCGUGCAUCACGGCUGAAAGCCUCUCGCAUUGUUUCUCAGACCCUCGACCUUCAUUACCAUCCACAAAGUAAACGCCAGAACAACCUGCAGCUUGAGAACAAGGCGACUCGCACAAUAAGCAUCCUCAUAUCUGUGUUUAUUUUGUGUUGGCUGCCAUAUUUUGUGUGCAAUGUAUGGCUAGCCACAAGAGGAACCAGUUCCACCAGCAAAGUUCUUUCUGAUGCUUUCAAGAUCAUUACGUGGUUAGGGUAUUGCAAUUCUACAAUCAACCCAAUGCUCUAUGCUUUCCUCAACCGGGAUUUUCAGCGGGCUCUGAAGAAACUGCUUACCUGUAGACGGAGGUCACAGGUGGACAUUCAUGAGGACAUUGUUUCAAUAGCCACUUUUACAAAGACAGCUCAAGAUCCAAGAGCACACUGUGAAAAAACAGCUGUCUUCUGCGGUUCUGAAGAGCACACAUGA
This is a messenger RNA of Anolis sagrei ordinatus, 1132 nucleotides long. The record is from RefSeq and is a predicted model, not a curated record. Lineage: Eukaryota; Metazoa; Chordata; Lepidosauria; Squamata; Anolidae.